GUUUUCCUUUGCAACUGUUGAUUGUUUGAUCGCCCAAUUUAUUUACCUUUUAAUUACUAAUCAUGAGAUAAUUUAGUUAAUUUCAACUGAUUAAUCCAUUAUCUAGAAAUCUAUUGGAUCAUCGUGAUCGUUUUCGGUUAUUUUCUCGUAAUCUUUUUGAUUACAUUUACCAUUUUCUUUCAAUUUUGUCAACCGGUCUCUUCAUCUGUCAAUCUAAUUGUUGUUGUUGCUUUAAUUUGAUUUCUUUCAAAGAUGAGCGAGAUUGGAACAAUGAAUCUUAUUUAAAUGGUAACAGCUGUUGGCAGAUUAAAAGAUUUGGAUUGAUGUGAUUAAACAUUUUUACAAUUAGUUGAUUGUACAGUUAAUCCAUCCAAUUGCUAUCCAUCCCUAUGUGUUUUUUUAACAAUGGAUUCAAUUAGUUUUACUCAUUACUGUCUUAAUUGAUCAACUUAAACCUCAUCAACAUCUCUCUCAUUACUUGAAAUAUUUUCUCAAGAGGGAGUUACUCAUUUACUUAUCUCUUUUAAUUAUCUGGUUAAUUCUUAAUCCGGUUGAUCUCAUACUUAUCCCGUGACAAUUUAAUCUUCGUAAUCAUUAUGGUCACUCGACAUCACAGCGAAACAUUCCAAACCCUUAGAAAUAAAGCUUCAAAAUAUCGGAGUUUCACUCGAUAUGAAUCUAGUGAAGAGGAAAGAAUUACAUUGGUCAAUAAUGAAGAAAAUGGUUACAUUGAAUCGGGUGUGGUCGAUGCUCCAUAUUGGGUUGCAUUUGUUGAUCAAUUUCGCUUUGAAACCAACAAAAUAAGCAAAAAAAUUGAUGAUCUGGAAGAUAUUCAACGAAAUUUAUUGAAACUUAAAAACAAGGAGAUUUUUGGUGAUGAUUCUUUUGAUGUUAAUCGUGAAAGUGAAAUUGAUCAAAAGUGCCAAGAGAUUAGUCGUCUUUUUAAUCGUUUACAUUCACUAGUUAAUCAGGUGAAAAAUAUUCCUCGAGGGGAAGGAUUAAAAGACAGGAUUAUACGUAAUAUACUUCAAUGGGAAUAUCAAGUGAUUAGUAAUCUUUCAUCAAAAUUUCGUGAAGUUCAGAAAGGUUACCUUUCCAAGAUUAGGGAAUACGAUGAUUAUAUGAUUAAAUUUGACGAAACCGAUCCCAAUGAUCCUCUUGGAGCCAUGUCAACUUAUCAGGAUAUCAAUUUAUUGGAUAAUUUUACAUCUCCCGGUGAUGAGGAAUCUAAUAAUCGGGCAACAGGAAAAUCUCACCAACAACAACAGCAACUUAUCGGAUCGACAUUUGUUUCUAGUGAUACUAAAUUUUUGCGUCAACGGGAACACGAGAUGAACACUAUUCUUAAAUCAAUGGAAGAAUUAAACUCAAUCUUUCAAGAUAUAAACACGGCAGUUAUUAAUCAAGGUUCUCUCCUGGAUAGAAUUGAUUAUAAUAUUGAGAAUGUUGAGAUGUCGGUACAUCAGGGGGUCAUCGAAUUGGCCAAAGCGGAGAAAAGUGUCCGUCGAUCUCGUAAAAUGAAAUGUGUCAUGAUAAUCGCUUUGUCAAUUCUUCUUCUUCUAAUAAUCAUCAUCAUUCAAUCGUAAACAUCACCAUUGAUAAGAAUCAUUAUCAUAUUGAUCAUACACCAAAAGUCAAAAAUUGUUCCACAAUUUAAAUUGUGUGUUUAUCUGUGUUUUAAUCUGUGUAAGUGUUUUUCUUUUCGCUGGUCUUUAAAAAAGAAACACCGAAAUUAAAAGAAUGCAUGAAAAACAAAACAA
Panonychus citri (citrus red mite) is the source of this 1760-nucleotide messenger RNA. RefSeq names its product syntaxin-16-like (gene Syx16). Bases 597 to 1586 code for a protein of 329 amino acids. Gene Ontology annotation, molecular function: SNARE binding; SNAP receptor activity. Gene Ontology annotation, cellular component: endomembrane system; SNARE complex; membrane. The transcript has 4 exons. Gene Ontology annotation, biological process: intracellular protein transport; vesicle fusion; vesicle-mediated transport. The record is from RefSeq and is a predicted model, not a curated record. Lineage: Eukaryota; Metazoa; Arthropoda; Arachnida; Trombidiformes; Tetranychidae.